Messenger RNA from Phaethon lepturus (White-tailed tropicbird), 1449 nucleotides. RefSeq names its product FUN14 domain containing 1 (gene FUNDC1). Lineage: Eukaryota; Metazoa; Chordata; Aves; Phaethontiformes; Phaethontidae. The annotation marks the transcript as partial. Gene Ontology annotation, cellular component: mitochondrial outer membrane. The transcript is spliced from 4 exons. Gene Ontology annotation, biological process: autophagy of mitochondrion. The record is from RefSeq and is a predicted model, not a curated record.
AGCACGAAAGUGAUGAUGAUUCCUAUGAAGUAUUGGAUUUAACAGAAUACGCACGGCGUCACCAUUGGUGGAAUCGUGUGUUUGGCCGGAAUUCAGGACCAAUUGUAGAAAAAUACUCUGUAGCUACCCAGAUUGUGAUGGGCGGCGUGACUGGCUGGUGUGCGGGAUUUUUGUUCCAGAAAGUCGGAAAGCUUGCAGCAACUGCAGUAGGUGGUGGCUUUCUUCUGCUUCAAAUUGCUAGUCAUAGUGGAUAUGUACAAGUUGACUGGAAGAGAGUUGAAAAAGAUGUAAACAAAGCAAAAAAACAGUUAAAAAAGCGUGCAAAUAAGGCAGCACCUGAAAUCAAUACUCUAAUUGAAGAGUCAACAGAAUUUAUCAAACAGAACAUCGUGGUGUCCAGUGGAUUUGUUGGAGGCUUUUUGUUAGGCCUGGCAUCGUAAGGACCUGAAUCAUCUCUUCCUGAUGGCAUUCAUUCAUGGCAGCAAAGAACAGUUGUGGUGACAUGCUGUUGUAGAGCAGCGUGGGUCACUGGGCCUUCCAGAGCAGGACGAGUGGACUAGCUAGACAAUUUUGAAGCAUUUACAUUUCAGGCUUUUGCCUCUUGAAGCUUGGCAAAACUAGGAUUUGCUGAAAAACUGUGCAGUGUGCUCAUUAUAGCAUUUCUGGGCAAAACUGGUUCAUCUUCAUCAUGAGUCUUUUUAUCUAUGACCUUUCAAGAUCUAGCAUUUUUUAAAAUGUUAUUCUUGGAAUAUUGAUAUGUAACCAUACUGUAAGAAAGCAAGCUCCAUUUCUAUGUUUUCAGUUAAAUAUUUUUUAUUUUAAAAGUAUUUUCUUCAUGCUGUAGUAGAUGGUAUCAAUGACUACAUAAUGUAUAUGAAAUUGUAGUUUAAGCCUUGUGGCUGUCCAUCUUCUUUAGAAGUCACUGCAAUAAUUAUCAAUCUGUAAUACCUUUUUACAGAGUAUUAAAUAACAAAGAAUGAUGAGCUUAUUAAAAGUGAAAAUUAACUUUGACUCUGGCCUUUGUGUACACGGAAAAUAAGAAAGUCUUAUGCUUAUAACCUGCAGGCUUCUGGUACAAAUAUUUGCAGAGAUACUUGUGAUAUUUGUGUGCUAAGUGAAUGUAUAAUGUUAUUUUUCCUAGAUGUGUAGACACACAUAAACUUAUGGAUAAAACUGUAGUACACAGAUAAUUGUUGCAAUCGCAGACUCCACAAUGAUCUGAUGCUUAAUUGUUUUGCACUCAGUAAACCAUGGUGGUCAUUUCAGACCUCAGUAGUUGGUGAGGUGAAGCGAUGAAGCUUCUGUCUGAGCACUUUGCAAGUGCCAGUACUUUGUAGCACGUCAGUACAGUGUACCCGGAGUGAACUGAAGGCUGCUCUUGCAGUCCAUUUUAGCUGGAAACAGUACUCACUUUCAUAUUCAUCUCUACUGCAACUGUGUUCUCCCCAA